Uranotaenia lowii is the source of this 1490-nucleotide messenger RNA. Its product is annotated as protein lifeguard 1-like. The coding region runs from base 231 to 1229 and encodes 332 amino acids. The transcript is spliced from 6 exons. NCBI's taxonomy places the organism in Eukaryota, Metazoa, Arthropoda, Insecta, Diptera, Culicidae. The record is from RefSeq and is a predicted model, not a curated record. Gene Ontology annotation, cellular component: membrane.
AAAUCCUGUGAAAUUAUUUUCUGAUUUCUGAACUCACAACAAGCUUAAUUGGAACUAUGAUUCAUACUGCACGUAAAGAGGGAAGCAGUUUUUGGACAACAAGCGGUGCUAUAUUUCUAAUCUAAUUUUAUGAUAGGUCCUUAGAAGAAAAAAAAAAUGAAUUUUACAUAUCAGCUGUGUUGUGUGUGUAGAGAUUAGGUUCAAAAAUCAAUAAUACCGUUCACUGCAAAAUGCAAGAUCCAAACAAUCCUUACCACGGUUAUGCUCAGCAGCCUUACCCCCCUCAACCUGGAUAUCCGCAGCCGGGAGGUUAUCCUCCACAAGGAGGUUAUCCCCCACAAGGAGGUUAUCCACCGCAACCAGGUUACCCACCACAGCAAGGAGGUUACCCACAACCAGGUGGGUUUAAUGAAUAUCCUGGGCAAUCAGGUUAUCAAGGAUAUUCCCAACCAUCCGGUUUCGUCGCUCAACCAUAUUACCCUCCCCAGAAUUAUGGUUUUGGAAAUCAGCCAGGAAAUGUGUCGGACGUUGAUCCAGAAGAUCCAAGUGCAAAAGGAUUUGAUUUUACGGACCAAUCGAUUAGAAAAGGAUUCAUAAGAAAAGUGUAUUCUAUUUUGUCGGUGCAACUGGGCAUAACGCUUGGAUUCAUAUGUUUGUUUAUGUUCCAUGAACCCACCAAAUUGUGGGUGAAACAGCACCACGAAGUUUUUUGGAUAGCCUUGGCCGUUAUGAUUGUCACUCUGAUUUGUAUGGCGUGUUGUGGAGAUGUUCGCAGAAAAGCACCUAUGAACUUCAUAUUUUUGGCAUUAUACACUGUAGCGCAAUCAUUCCUUCUUGGUGUAACAACAGCUAACUUCAACUCUCAAGAGGUUCUUCUCGCUGUCGGAAUCACUGCUGCAGUUUGUCUUGGUUUAACUCUGUUUGCUUUCCAAACCAAAUGGGACUUUACUGUUAUGGGAGGUAUACUAUUCGUGGCUGUUAUCAUUCUUAUGCUGUUUGGUAUUAUUGCUAUAUUUUUCCCGGGGAAAACAAUCACUAUUGUGUACGCUAGUGCAGGAGCCUUGUUAUUCAGUAUUUAUCUUAUCUACGACACCCAGCUAAUGAUGGGUGGAGAGCAUAAAUACAGCAUUAGCCCUGAGGAAUAUAUUUUCGCCGCAUUGAAUCUUUACCUGGAUAUCAUUAAUAUAUUUAUGUACAUUCUUACCAUUAUUGGAGCGUCGCGUGAUUAAAGUCAAGUCAAAAGUGUUGUUGUUCCGUGCUUAAUAUUUAAACUAUCUAUGCAGAUAAUCCAUAAUGUCUAGAGAGGCUCCUAUCCUUUAAACGAAAAGUUAACUUUAAUGUUCAAACUAUUUGCAGAUGCUUUGUAAAAAUUUUGGCAACAUCAGUGUUUUCUUUGGUACUCAAAUGUAACACCCAUAUUUAAAUAUAGCAUUGGCAGGACAUGUAAGAAAAUAAUGAACAAAUAAACCUCCCCGACAAGUCAUAACUUA